This is a messenger RNA of Trichoderma asperellum CBS 433.97, 1240 nucleotides long. RefSeq lists its product as uncharacterized. The record is from RefSeq and is a predicted model, not a curated record. Gene Ontology annotation, cellular component: spliceosomal complex. Gene Ontology annotation, biological process: positive regulation of mRNA splicing, via spliceosome. Gene Ontology annotation, molecular function: RNA binding. NCBI's taxonomy places the organism in Eukaryota, Fungi, Ascomycota, Sordariomycetes, Hypocreales, Hypocreaceae.
UUUCCAGCCUUCCCUUCUACCCUCGCCAAGCAGAAGCGAAACUGCCAAACCAUCACCCAAUUCCAUCAGAUUUCGUCGGCUGCUCACUUUUCCCCAUCUCUGGUCAUCUGGCAAACAUGGCGACUACUUCAAUGGAUUACGAGGCCGCCAACGGCGAUCGUUACGAUGACGAGCCUCCUCGUUACGAGCGUGACAACAGAAGCGCUUCUCCUCGUCCGGCGCGCGACGACGCAGGCAGCCGUCGCCGAUCCAUGUCUCCCACCGGAAAUCCUGAUGUCAACGUCAAGGAUGCACCUGCCCCCAAGGAGGAUGAUGAUGGUGCCAUUAACCCCGGUUCCAACCUCUUUGUCACCGGUAUCCAUCCUCGUCUGUCUGAGGCUGAGGUCUCCAAGAUGUUUGAAAAGUAUGGUGAGGUUGAGAAGUGCCAAAUCAUGCGAGACCCUCACACCAAAGAAUCUCGUGGAUUCGGAUUUGUCAAGAUGGUCACCUCCGAACAAGCUGAGGCCGCCAAGGAAGGCCUCCAGGGUGAGGUCAUCGAAGGCCGCACUAUGAGCAUCGAAAAGGCCCGCCGCGCUCGUCCUCGUACGCCCACGCCCGGCAAGUACUUCGGUCCUCCGAAGAGAGACCCCCGCUCUCGCUUUGAUGACCGCCGACGUGGCGGUUACGGAGGCGGCGGUUAUCGUGAUGACUACCGAUACCGUGGCAAUGAGAGAGGCUACGACCGCAACUACGACCGCGGAUAUGAGAGACGAUAUGAGGACCGUGGAGGAGGCUAUGACCGCAACUACCGAGAUGAUCGACGAUAUGAUGACCGUAACUACGCAGGUGGACGAGACUAUGAGCGCAACUAUGAGCGCCGCGACCGCGAUGACAACUAUGGCCGCGAACGCUACAACAACUCGCGCGAAGACCGUGGUGACCGUGGUGACCGAGGCGAUCGCUACGGCGCUCGUGGCGGCAACAGCAGCGGCGGUGGAUAUGACCGCGAUCGAUAUGAGCGUACCGGUGACCGUGACGGUGGCCGAUCUCGCGAGCCAGCCGCCAGCAGUGGCCCGGCAUACGCCGAAUCUGCCUCACGACCUGAGGCACGCGAGUCGUAUGGAGGCCCUGAGUCGGCUAUGCACUGAUAACGCCCGCCGUUUCUGAUUGCCCUUUAUCGAUCUUUGGCGCAAAACGUCUUUUGACAUUAAUGGACUGCCUGUUGCUGCUUUUUCUAUUUUUCCGUUUUUUUUUUUCCUUG